Gavia stellata (red-throated loon) is the source of this 627-nucleotide messenger RNA. RefSeq names its product GTP-binding protein Rhes-like. Gene Ontology annotation, molecular function: GTPase activity; GTP binding. Lineage: Eukaryota; Metazoa; Chordata; Aves; Gaviiformes; Gaviidae. The transcript has a single exon. The record is from RefSeq and is a predicted model, not a curated record. Bases 1 to 627 code for a protein of 208 amino acids.
AUGUCCCUGGUGGUGAAGGAGAAGAACCACGUGCGGUUGGUCUUCUUGGGCGCCGCCGGCGUGGGCAAGACAGCCCUCAUCCGCCGCUUCCUGAUGGACACCUUCGAGCCCAAGCACCGGCGCACGGUGGAGGAGCUGCACAGCAAGGAGUACGAGGUGUGCGGGGCCACGGUCAAGGUGGAAAUCCUGGACACCAGCGGCAGCUACUCCUUCCCGGCCAUGAGGAAGCUCUCAAUCCAGAACAGCGAUGCUUUCGCCCUGGUCUACGCCAUAGACGACGCUGAGUCCUUCGAGAGCAUCAAGAGCCUGCGGGAGGAGAUCCUGGAGGUGAAGGAAGACAAGUUCCCUCCCAUCGUGGUGGUCGGCAACAAGGCGGAGAGUGGCAGCGAGCGGCAGGUGCCGGCGGAGGAUGCCUUGUCGCUGGUGGAGCUGGACUGGAACAGCCGCUUUGUGGAGACGUCGGCCAAGGACAACGAGAAUGUCCUGGAGGUCUUCAGGGAGCUGCUGCAGCAAGCUAACCUGCCCAGCCGGCUCAGCCCGGCGCUCUGCAAGAGGAGGGAGACGUUGCCCAAGGAGCAGGCGCUCCGGCCUCCCAUGAACAAGACCAACAGCUGCUCGGUGUGCUGA